ACCCUGAUUGGUGGAUCCCAGGCGCUUUAUCGCGGUGAGUUUGAAACUGCUGGCACUCGGCCUGUGAGCUCCGGGAGUCGCUGCGUCCGCGCAGUCCGGAACUGCGGUGUGGCCGCCGCGGGAACAAGAGAGGGUCCAUCAUAACCUGUGGAGUAACUAUGGAAGACUAUAUCAAAAUAGAGAAAAUUGGAGAAGGUACUUAUGGUGUGGUGUAUAAGGGUAGACACAGGACUACUGGCCAGAUAGUGGCCAUGAAGAAAAUCAGACUUGAAAGUGAGGAAGAAGGAGUGCCUAGUACUGCGAUUCGGGAAAUUUCUCUGUUAAAAGAACUUCGCCAUCCAAAUAUAGUCAGUCUUCAGGAUGUGCUCAUGCAGGACUCCAGGUUGUAUCUCAUUUUUGAAUUCCUGUCCAUGGAUCUCAAGAAGUACUUGGAUUCUAUCCCUCCUGGUCAGUUCAUGGAUUCUUCACUCGUUAAGAGUUACCUGUACCAAAUCCUCCAGGGGAUUGUGUUUUGUCACUCCCGAAGAGUUCUUCACAGAGACUUGAAACCUCAGAAUCUAUUGAUCGAUGACAAAGGAACAAUCAAACUGGCUGAUUUUGGCCUUGCCAGAGCUUUUGGGAUACCGAUUAGAGUGUACACACACGAGGUAGUGACGCUGUGGUACCGAUCUCCAGAAGUGUUGCUGGGAUCAGCCCGUUACUCCACCCCUGUUGAUAUCUGGAGUAUAGGCACCAUAUUUGCAGAACUGGCCACUAAGAAGCCACUUUUCCAUGGUGAUUCGGAGAUUGACCAGCUCUUCAGGAUUUUCAGAGCUCUGGGCACUCCUAACAAUGAAGUGUGGCCAGAAGUAGAGUCUCUGCAGGACUACAAGAACACGUUUCCCAAGUGGAAGCCAGGGAGCCUUGCCUCCCACGUGAAGAACCUGGAUGAAAACGGCUUGGAUUUGCUCUCAAAAAUGCUAGUCUAUGAUCCUGCCAAACGAAUCUCUGGCAAAAUGGCCCUGAAGCACCCAUACUUUGAUGACUUGGACAAUCAGAUUAAGAAGAUGUAGCUUUCUGUGGCAGUCCUGCCUGCUGUGGCAGGGCCAGAUAGUGGCAUUUACUGUUGGCUCUCUUCCUUCCUGUCUUGUAUAUUUUCCUUCUGUUUGUCUGUAAACCAUGACCUGGACUUUCCUCAUUUCAUACAUAUAACUUAAUUAACAUGUAAAUAUUAUUCCAUAUGAAUUUAAAUAUAAUAAUUCUGUACAUGUGUA
Molecule: messenger RNA, 1253 nt
Organism: Peromyscus eremicus (cactus mouse)
Lineage: Eukaryota; Metazoa; Chordata; Mammalia; Rodentia; Cricetidae
Gene: Cdk1
Product: cyclin dependent kinase 1
Exons: 8
Coding region: 159-1052 (297 amino acids)
Biological process (GO): protein phosphorylation; G2/M transition of mitotic cell cycle; mitotic G2 DNA damage checkpoint signaling
Cellular component (GO): nucleus
Molecular function (GO): RNA polymerase II CTD heptapeptide repeat kinase activity; cyclin-dependent protein serine/threonine kinase activity; ATP binding
Source: RefSeq, a predicted model, not a curated record